GACGGUGUGUGUUGCAGGCGGAUGGUUAGUCCGGCAGCCAUGCGAAGCCAGCGUGUGGUGGAGAGCGAGUGGAGGUGCUGGAACCCGGCCGUCUGGCUCCUGGUAACGCUGCUGGGAUCCCUGAUCUUGGUGGCCGUCAGUGUGCUGCUGCGACUCGGGGAUGUGAAAAUAAACAAGCGUGCUGUAUCCACCAAUGGCGUGCAAACCUCAGAGAAGACACCGUUUCAAGUGCAACUGGCGAAUGGACGCAACAGGUGCGAGGGCAGAGUGGAGGUGCUCUCCUUCGGGGAGUGGGGCACAGUGUGUGAUGACGACUGGGACAUGGUGGACGCUAACGUGGUGUGUAGGCAGCUGGACUGCGGGGUGGCCGUGGAGAUGGGCAGCAGCUCCAGAUUUGGACAAGGCUUGGGGCUCAUAGCGCUGGACAACGUGGACUGCAAAGGACAUGAAGCAGACCUCAGCCAAUGCGGAAGUCUGGGCUGGGGCAUUCACAACUGUUACCACUAUGAAGAUGUGGGCGUCACCUGCAGAGAACCAGCAAUGGUGGGGGCAAACGGCUUUGGGGGUCCUGCCACACCACCCUGGGACAACUUUGGUUCAGGAGAUGGCACUGUCCGAUUGGUGAAUGGAGACCACGAGUGUCAAGGACGUGUCGAGGUCUACUUCCAGGGAAACUGGGGGACAGUGUGUGAUGAUGAUUGGAACAUAAAUAAUGCCAUGGUGGUGUGUAGACAGUUGGGAUGUGGUGUGCAACUCUACGCUCACAGCAACUCCUACUUUGGUUACGGUACCGGCCUGAUUCUUCUGGACAAUGUCAACUGCUUUGGCUACGAGUCAGACCUGUCUAAAUGCAAAAGGCUGGGCUGGGGACAACACAACUGUGGCCAUCAUGAGGACGCUGGAGUCACCUGCACUGGAGUAACCUCUGAGGCUCCAGUGGUGACCCAAAACCCGAGAGGACACUGGAGAACGUUCAACACUGAAGCAACAGAAACUAUUCCAGCCACUGACAAACCAACCACGACAGCUGUUACCACAACUGCCCAGACAAAAGGCAAACCAGCCAUCCGUGUGUCGAGUGGAAACAGUAGCUGCCAGGGUCGUGUCGAGGUCAACUAUAAAGGUGUUUGGGGGACGGUGUGUGACGAUGACUGGGAUAUGCCUAAUGCCCAAGUGGUAUGUAGGCAGCUCGGGUGUGGCCCCGCCAUCGCCGCCAAGCCCAAGGCCUACUUUGGCUACGGCAAAGGUCCGAUCCUGCUGGACAACGUUGAAUGUUCUGGCGCUGAACCGGAUCUCACCCAGUGCUUCCACCUGGGCUGGGGUCAACACAACUGUGGUCAUCAUGAGGACGCUGGUGUUAUCUGUCUACCUUUUGACUUCUACAGCGGACUUCAACGUGACUUUGGAGCGACAGAACACACAGCCACCAUCACCACCACACAGCCCUCUGAAGGAAUGGUGAGACUGGUGGGUGGCCAGCACAGGUGUGAAGGUCGGGUGGAGAUGUACUUCAAUUCGACAUGGGGUACGGUGUGUGACGACGCUUGGGACCUCCCUGACGUUCAGGUCGUGUGUCGCCAGCUGGGCUGUGGAGAGGCUGCCGCAGCCCGGGGAGAGGCUUUCUUUGGGCCCGGGGCUGGAACAAUCCUGCUGGACAAUCUGAAGUGCACAGGUGAAGAGGCGUCUCUGCAGCAGUGCUCCCAUAUAUCCUGGGAAGUGCACAAUUGUGAUCACACUGAAGAUGCUGGCGCCACCUGCUCGAUGUCGUGA
Molecule: messenger RNA, 1770 nt
Organism: Pleuronectes platessa (European plaice)
Lineage: Eukaryota; Metazoa; Chordata; Actinopteri; Pleuronectiformes; Pleuronectidae
Gene: ssc4d
Product: scavenger receptor cysteine-rich domain-containing group B protein
Exons: 11
Coding region: 22-1770 (582 amino acids)
Cellular component (GO): membrane
Source: RefSeq, a predicted model, not a curated record